Triticum turgidum subsp. durum (durum wheat) is the source of this 942-nucleotide messenger RNA. The record is from the annotation of a GenBank genome assembly. NCBI's taxonomy places the organism in Eukaryota, Viridiplantae, Streptophyta, Magnoliopsida, Poales, Poaceae.
AUGGCGUCGGUUGCAGGCGAGGGGAGGAGCCGGGUGCUGGUGAUAGGCGGCACGGGCUACAUAGGCCGCUUCAUCGUCGCCGCCAGCGCACGCGAGGGCCACCCCACCGCCGUCCUCGUCCGCGACGCCGCGCCCGCCGACCCAGCCAAGGCCGCCGUCCUCCAGGGAUUCCGGGAUGCCGGCGUCACCAUCGUCAAGGGUGAUAUGUAUGAUCAUGAGAGCCUGGUGACAGCCAUUAAAUCAGCAGAUGUUGUGAUCUCGGCCGUGGGUUAUCAACAGCUACCGGAUCAAACUCUCAUUAUCUCGGCAAUUAAGGAAGUUGGGCAUGUAAAGAGAUUCUUCCCAUCAGAGUAUGGUAAUGAUGUGGAUCGUAACCAUGCAGUUGAACCUGCAAAGACAGUAUUCGGUGGGAAAGCUCAUAUAAGGCGUGCCAUUGAGGCUGAGGGGAUUCCCUACACAUAUGUCUCUUCCAACUUCUUUGCUGGUCGUUUCUUGCGAAGCCUUGCGCAGAUUGGGGUCACGGAGCCUCCAACCGAGAAGGUUCUCAUUAUGGGUGAUGGAAAUGUAAAAGGAAUCUUUGCGGCGGAGGAAGACGUGGGAACCUACACUAUUAAAGCUGUAGAUGAUCCAAGGACCCUGAACAAAAUCCUAUAUCUGAGGCCACCAAGUAACACUUUGUCCCAUAAUGAGCUUGUCUCACUCUGGGAGAAGAAACUUGGUAAGACACUUGAGAGGGUGUACCUCCCAGAGGACGAACUCCUGAAGAAGAUUCGAGAGUCAUCAGCGCCGCUGAAUGUAGCACUGGCAAUCAGCCACUCUGUCUGGUUGAAGGGGGACCACACUAACUUUGAGAUCGACCCAUCAUUUGGAGUUGAAGCCACUCAGCUUUACCCUGAUGUGCCUUACAUUACCGUGGAUGAAUACCUAAAUAGGUUCCUUUAA